GCUGGAGGAGCAGGACUGAAAUCCAUUCGGUCAGUGCUGAAGAGAUCAGGAAACUGGCCCGUUCGCCGCAGCAAACCGGCGCAUUAAAUUAAAAAAAAGGCAUUAUUUCUUGUCAGGGGGGAAAAGACAAUGUCUGGUGAAAUGGAAUUGACCUUGUGCCGGUGUCUGGCGUUGCUUCUGGUCCUCUCUCGGUACUGGGCCGGAGUGGGGGCUGAGGACUGCGUGUACCCUUGCCGUUGUCCCCCGGGACCUCCGAGCUGCCCUGCCGGGGUGAGUCUGCUGACUGACGGCUGUGGCUGCUGUAAGGUCUGCGCCAGGCAACUGGGUGAUGUGUGUGACUCCACGCAGCCCUGCGACCAACACAAGGGGCUGUACUGCAGCGGGCCCACUCUCUCCAGCGAACAAACUGGCAUCUGCGUGGCAAGGGAGGGAGCGACCUGUGAUCUGGGAGGAGUGAUCUACAGGAAUGGAGAGACAUUUCAGCCCAGUUGUAAGUAUCAAUGCACUUGCAUGGAUGGAGCAAUCGGCUGUGUCCCUUUCUGUAUGGAUGACAUGCGUCUGCCAAGCCCAGAUUGUCCAGUACCCAGACGAGUGAAGAUCCCUGGAAAAUGCUGUGAAGAGUGGGUUUGCGACAAACCUCGGGAUCACUCAGUCUUCAAUGCUGCCAUGGCAGUUUAUAGGCAAGAAGCUAUUUUUGGCCCCGAUUCAAGUCAGGUCCGUGACAAUUGUAUUGUCCAAACCACGGACUGGAGUGCGUGCUCAAGGUCAUGUGGAAUGGGGCUUUCCACCAGAGUAACUAAUGACAAUAGGAAAUGCCGCUUGGAGAAGCAGAGCAGGCUGUGUAUGGUCCGGCCCUGUGGUGCCAAUCUCGAGAAAAGUAUCAAGCGAGGUAAAAAGUGUGUCCGCACUCCAAGGCCAAUCAAGUCAAUGAAAUUUGAGUUUUCUGGUUGUACCAGCACAAAAUCUUAUCGACCCAAGUUCUGUGGAGUCUGCACUGAUGGGAGAUGCUGCACCCCUCACUCCACUAGCACCCUACAUGUGGAAUUCAAAUGUCCAGAGGGAGAUCUUAUCAAGAAGAAGAUGAUGUUUAUCAAGACCUGUUCCUGUCACUAUGAUUGUCCCUCUGACAAUGACAUUUUUAUGGCAACAUAUUACAGGAGAAUGAUUGGUGACUAUGCUGCAUAAAAGCAGAAGCUUCUAACUGUUGACUAGCUGUAACGGCACAGUAUAACUGUCUUUAGAUUCAUUUGAUAUCUGCAGUGAUUUAGAAUAUUUGUUUCCAAGGAAAGGUGGAUUAUAAACGAGCAUAUAUCCAUAAAUACUUUGUUCUGAAUAUUAUCCCUUUCUGACAAUCAAAUGUUUGAAAAUGCAGUCUUGCUGAAAGCAAAUUUUGUUUUGAAGAUUCGCCCGAUAACAUUGGUCCAAAUUGUUUUUGAAUUGCUCCCUUCCACAGCCGUGAAUUUGCAGUGAAACUGAGGGAUUAGUUCUACAAAGCUAUGGAUGAGUUGUUGCAUUAGGCAAUGGAAAAUCAGAGGUGUUUCCUAUGAUUGUCCAUUAUAUGCAGCUCACAAAUGAGGCUCAUCUCCCUGCUGAUGGUACACAUUCAUAAAAUCAAAGAGUGCUGACUUCAGUGCCAAUCACCUCACAAUUUAAUGCGUUUUAUUAUGUGCAGUAAUGCAUUAGUGUUCCAGAUGGAGCUGUGGCUAAGAACUUCUCUUUGAAUCUGUUUCCACUCUAAACCUUUUGAAUUGUGACCCAGCCCAGAUACUAUCUGAUCGAUACUGUCUCACAUGAAUUCCAAAAUAUUAAUGCAAGAAAGCAUUAUUUUAACAUUGCCAUGUCAUCAUCAUGUGACUGGUGUAAAUAUUGUAAAUGCCAAGUGUACAGUUUUAUAUUAUAAUAUAUUAUCACUUACUUUUUUUUAUUGUAGCUGUAUUUUUAGAGAAGAUGCUUCUGUGAGGUUGGCAAGGAAGUAAAUAUUUGUACUUUUAGAAUUAAAAAAGUCUAUUUUUUAUAUAAA
Messenger RNA from Hemiscyllium ocellatum (epaulette shark), 2020 nucleotides. Its product is annotated as CCN family member 2-like. The transcript is spliced from 5 exons. Gene Ontology annotation, cellular component: extracellular matrix; extracellular region. Gene Ontology annotation, biological process: cell adhesion; signal transduction. Lineage: Eukaryota; Metazoa; Chordata; Chondrichthyes; Orectolobiformes; Hemiscylliidae. Gene Ontology annotation, molecular function: heparin binding; integrin binding. The record is from RefSeq and is a predicted model, not a curated record. Bases 130 to 1185 code for a protein of 351 amino acids.